Aphis gossypii (cotton aphid) is the source of this 1006-nucleotide messenger RNA. RefSeq lists its product as uncharacterized. Gene Ontology annotation, molecular function: protein binding. The annotation marks the transcript as partial. Lineage: Eukaryota; Metazoa; Arthropoda; Insecta; Hemiptera; Aphididae. The record is from RefSeq and is a predicted model, not a curated record. The transcript has 4 exons.
GAAAUGUUUAUGCGGGUAUAGACCGAUAAUAGAAGAACUGAAUAAUAUGAAAAUAACCUAUGACCAGUUUGAAUUAAGAGUACCUAGAUUUUUUCGAAAUGAGAGACGAUCAUUUUUAAAUGAUAUGGACGAUAAAAUUGAUGAAAUAAAUAACCGUAUAGCGAUAGAAGAAAACAAUAACUUAUUAAGUGAAAUACAAAGCGAAAGUAUUGAAACAGAAGAUGUAAAGCUGUCUAGUACUAGUCAAGAAUCAUCAGAAUCUCAAUUUGAUGUAGACAAAUUUGUUUUUAAUAUUCAACCUGAAACAUUUCAAACAAUUACAAGUGAAGAUAAUUCAAGAGAAUUGGCUAUAAAAUUCAUUCAAAAACAUAUCAGAGCAGUAAAAGAUCGCGUAACAGUCAAUGAAUUAAUAUCUUCUCGAAUAACUAGAAAUAACAUAAUUUCUGGGAAAUAUAAACAGCCUAGUAAAGAAAAAGGUAGAGAAGCGGCAAUCAAGAUUCAACGAUAUUGGAGAUAUUAUCGAUUGAUGAUUCAAACUAAAGCUAGGAAACAAAGACGAAAUAUUCUACUUGGUAUGCAUAUAACUAGUGAAAAACUUAAUUUUAAUGUCAAUCGUGAACUUGAGGAUAUAAUUCAAAAACAACAAGCUGAAGCAGACUUAGAGUAUCGUAAAGUUAUUAUUAAAUUAGAAGAAAAUUUUGUCCAACGCAAUAAACAUGAAAUAAUAGAAGACAUUGAAGAUGAGCUUAGAGCGUACGUAUGGAAAUAUUUUGAAAUGUGUCACCAUUUACCGACAUGGCCAGAUUCGAAACCUAUCAUGUUCUCUGACGAUAAUAAUAAUAUUAUUGGAUUACCACCGAUAAUUUUAUCGCCAGCUAUCUUAAAAGAUUUAAAUAUACCCGAUAUACGUUAUAAGUCAGCAUUAAAACAGCGAUUACCGCUUGGAGGUUCAGCUAUUCUUCAAACAGGAAGGUGGAUGACUAUAGAAAUGGCUGAAAUACUUGCU